This is a messenger RNA of Rotaria sp. Silwood1, 1899 nucleotides long. NCBI's taxonomy places the organism in Eukaryota, Metazoa, Rotifera, Eurotatoria, Philodinida, Philodinidae. The record is from the annotation of a GenBank genome assembly.
AUGGCAUCACCCAGUGAUUUACUAGGAGCUCCAAUCAUCUCAUAUACCUCAUUGCGUGUUGAUAAUCUUCACCCAAAUGUUAAUGAGGCAAUGUUAUUCGACAAAUUUGCAAGUGUUGGGCCAAUUUCAUCAAUUCGAGUCUUUCGUGAUAUGAUUACACGACGAUCACUUGGCUAUGCUGAAGUCAAUUUUCAACUAGCAACUGAUGCUGAAUAUGUAUUCGAUACAAUGAAUUUUGAUUUUCUUCAUGGUCGUCCAUUACAUAUUAAGCGGUGUCAACGUGAUUCAGCAUUAUGUAAAUUAGGUGUUACCAAAGUUUUUAUUGAAAAUUUAGAUGAAAGAAUUGAUGAUAAAUUACUUUAUGAUACAUUUUCGGCUUUUGGCAAUAUCUUAUCGUGCAAAGUCAUGACAGAAAAAAAUAAUCAAUCAAAAAGUUAUGGUUUCGUUCAUUUCGAAACACAAGAUGCAGCAGAUAAUGCUAUUAAAAAAGUCAAUGGUAUGUCAUUAGCUGACAAAAAAGUUCAUCUUAGUCGUUUGAUAUCAUCUAAUCAACAAGUUGAUGUUGAUGGAGCACGUCAAUUGACGAAUAUAUUUAUUAAUAAUUUCGGUAAUCAAUUAGAUGAAGAAAAAUUACGUGAAAUUUUAUCAAAAUAUGGAAAAGUUUUAAGUUGUAAAAUUGAAUAUGAUGAAAGUGGACAUUCAAAAGGUUUUGCUUUUUGUAGUUUUGAAAAUCCAAAAGAAGCUGAAGAAGCUGUUCAAAAUUUAAAUGGAUAUUCAAUUGGAGAUAAACAACUUUGGGUUGGUCGUUUUCAAAUGAAAAGUGAACAAUUAUCGGAAAUAACAUGUAAAAAAGAUUUACAACGACAGGAAUAUAUGAAUAAAUAUCAAAAUGUUAAUUUAUACAAUUUAUACAUUAAAAAUUUGGAUGAUACUAUUGAUGAUGAACGAUUAAAAAAAGAAUUUUCAAAAUUUGGAACAAUAACUAGUGCUAAAGUUAUGACAGAAAAUGGUCGAUCGAGAGGUUUUGGUUUCGUUUCUUUUAGUACAACGGAUGAAGCAGCAAAAGCUAUUACUGAAAUGAAUGGUUCUUUUGUCGGUUCUAAACCACUUUAUGUCGCAUUAGCUCAAAGAAAAAAAGAACGUCGUAUGCAUUUAACUAAUCAACAUAUGCAAUAUGUUGCAACCUCACAUGUACCAUCACAAAUGCAAUUACCAUUUCCAAAUGGAAUGUGUGUUAUGAUACCAUACUUAUUAACACCAAUGGAUCCAUCACAACCAUGUAACUUAUCUCCAUCAACAGUAAUGCCAAUUUAUCAAUUAGCACAACCAUGUUGGCCAUCACCUGUAACUACCAAUGCUAUGAAACCACAAACAAGUACUCAAAUGAUUGGUAUACAAAUCUCACCAUCAGCUAUGACUGAUGUUGAAUCUCGAUCAACAAUGCCAAUGGGAACUCAACCAACAUCAAAAUCAGGACAAAUGAUGCCUGACACUUCUGUUCGAUCAUUUGUUGGAGUACAAUCACAACAAGCAACAGCUUAUACUCCUACAGCACGAAAUAUGCCACCUAAUAAUUCAACUGGAUUUUCAGAUUCAAUUGUAGUUGCUGAACAAAAAUCAUUAACAUUGGCUGCUCUUGCUAAUGCAACACCAUUAGAGCAAAAACAAAUGUUAGGUGAACGUUUAUUUCCAUUGAUUCAACAAAUUCAACUAGAAUUAGUUGGUAAAAUAACUGGUAUGCUCCUAGAAAUUGAUAAUACGGAACUUCUUUAUAUGCUCGAAUCAAGUGAAUUACUUAAAGCUAAAGUUGAAGAAGCUAUUGCUAUACUUCAAACAUAUCAAGCUAAACAAGCAGCAACGAAUUCUGUUGCUCAAAAAAAAUCAAAUAUCAUCAUUUAA